Molecule: messenger RNA, 1490 nt
Organism: Diachasma alloeum
Lineage: Eukaryota; Metazoa; Arthropoda; Insecta; Hymenoptera; Braconidae
Gene: rept
Product: ruvB-like 2
Exons: 3
Biological process (GO): chromatin remodeling; box C/D snoRNP assembly; regulation of transcription by RNA polymerase II
Cellular component (GO): R2TP complex; Swr1 complex; Ino80 complex
Molecular function (GO): ATP binding; ATP hydrolysis activity; DNA helicase activity
Source: RefSeq, a predicted model, not a curated record
CCCCAAAAUCGACAAUAAAAAUCAACGACGCAACAACGACGCUACACCGUCGCUCCUGGAUCGCCAGGGUCAGAAACAUCGAAGUUUGGAAAAAAGAAUCGAAAAUCGAUUAAUCGGCAGUUCAAAACAUCGAAUGAAAAACAUUGAUGUUCGGGCAUGAAAAAUCGAUGUUUUCGAUUAAUCGACAAACAUCGCACAUCUCUGGAAAGAAACAACAGAAGCACGCAUAAACGAUGGCGGCGGUUGCAGCAGCAAAAGUGCAGGAAGUGCGCGAAAUCACUCGAAUCGAGCGGAUUGGAGCGCAUUCCCACAUUCGCGGCCUUGGACUCGAUGAUAGUUUGGAGCCUCGCCAUGUCUCUCAAGGAAUGGUGGGUCAGCUGAGCGCUCGCAGAGCAACAGGCGUAAUCUUAGAAAUGAUUAAAGACGGGAAAAUUGCAGGACGUGCCGUUUUGCUUGCUGGACAGCCUGGGACAGGAAAAACAGCAAUAGCAAUGGGUCUCGCUCAAGCCCUCGGUCAAGAUACACCCUUCACUUCCAUGGCAGGAUCUGAAAUUUAUUCAUUAGAGAUGAGUAAAACCGAGGCACUUACUCAAGCAAUACGUAAAUCAAUUGGUGUUCGAAUCAAAGAAGAAACUGAAAUAAUUGAGGGUGAAGUGGUAGAGAUUCAGGUAGACAGACCAGCAACUGGUGUUGGUGCCAAAGUUGGUAAACUAACAUUAAAAACAACUGAAAUGGAGACCAUCUAUGAUCUUGGUAACAAAAUGAUUGACAGUUUGAUGAAGGAAAAAGUUCAAGCUGGUGAUGUCAUCACAAUUGAUAAGGCAACUGGUAAAAUCAACAGAUUGGGACGAUCAUUCACGCGAGCCAGAGAUUAUGAUGCCACUGGAUCCCAAACACGAUUUGUGCAGUGCCCCGAAGGUGAACUUCAAAAACGUAAAGAAGUUGUACAUACAGUAUCAUUGCAUGAGAUUGAUGUAAUCAAUAGUAGAACUCAUGGUUUCUUGGCAUUAUUUUCUGGUGACACUGGUGAAAUAAAAUCUGAAGUGCGAGAACAGAUCAAUGCUAAGGUUGGUGAAUGGCGAGAAGAAGGGAAAGCCGAAAUUGUACCCGGUGUUUUGUUUAUUGAUGAGGUCCACAUGCUUGAUAUUGAGUGUUUCUCAUUUUUGAAUCGUGCUCUCGAAAAUGAAAUGUCACCCAUUGUCAUAAUGGCAACAAACAGAGGCAUUACUAGAAUCAGAGGAACCAAUUACAGAAGCCCUCACGGAAUUCCCCUUGACCUUUUAGACAGAAUGAUUAUUGUUCCCACUACUCCAUAUCAGGAGAAGGAUCUUAAAGAAAUCUUGAAAAUUAGAUGUGAGGAGGAGGACUGCGAAAUGGCUGAUGAUGCACUUACUGUUCUCACUAGAAUUGCAGCUGAUUCUUCGCUGAGAUAUGCAAUCCAACUCAUCACUACUGCUUCAUUGGUUAGCCGUAAAAGGAAAAGUACUGAG